AGGCAAAAUAAUUGAGAUGAAGAGAAAUAGAUUUGUGACAACAUCUAACUAGAUUAAUUUUAAAGAAUGAUGAAUAUGAGUGAAAAUAUAAGUGACUGGAUUGGUAGAAGUGGAAAUGAAAGUGACUGGAAUGGUAGGAGUGGAAAUAUAAGUGACUGGGAUGAAAAUGGCGGGAACGGAGAUAUAUUAAAUUAUGAAGAUGAAGAUCUAAAUCUUAACUUUACUCAAGAUUAUUGUCAGGAUCACAUUAAAAUAAUAAGAAAAUACGAUCCUUACUAUGGAACAGUUUGUGCUCUGUACUUUGUUUUCGGUAUUGUCUGCCUGUUUUUCGGCUAUCGAUGUUUUAAGGCGAUAAUGUUUUUCUACGGGUUCAUUUUUGGUUCAAUCAUUGUCUAUCUCAUUUGUGCGGAAGAGGCUGUGCUACCAGACUACGCGAAUGCUGGUAUCGCUCUAUCUGCUGGACUACUCUUUGGACUAAUUACAAUGUUAGUUCAGUAUGUUGGACUGUUCAUGCUAGGUUUCCACACAGGGUUAUUGACCGGCCUGAUAGGAUUGUGCUGUGUUGAACUGUACUAUAUCCCACCAACUGCCUGGGUCACCCUAGGUGUACUGCUUGGAACUGGUUUAUUAGUUGCCCUCUUUAACCUCUAUUUUCAGAAAAGUUUAACAAUAUUUGGAUCAAGUCUAUACGGAGCUGUUAUUACUAUGAUGUCAGUUGAUUUCUUUUUACAGGAUUCUGAGAUCCUGUUUUGGACCUGGGACAGGGUGAAGGUUGAUCGAUUGAUAAAUAAGGAACUAAACACAAUAGAAACUCUACCUAAAUGCUGGAUAUCGUGGAUUGUAUUCUUUGUACUUCCCGUACUGCUGGUUUUAGGUCUGAUUGUACAGUGUGCAUGUACAGGCAAGGGAAGACAUCACGAAGAAAGUUUACCGCAGGUAAAAUACCAGAAAGCAGAACAAAGUGAAACCAAAGAGGAGAGAAAGCAGAGAAAAUAUAGAUAUCUAUACCAGGUCAGGACUUGUCACGGAGAUGUUAUAUCGCAGGUUAACCGGCCGAUCUCUGGUAAAUAUGUUCAACACCUGGAGGACACAAGCUUCAGAUAGAAAGAUAGACGGAUGGAUAGAUGAAAAAAAGAAAGAUAUUACACAAAAAAAAUAAAACAGUACAUAUGUACUUUAAACACUAAACAGGGUCUUGUUGUCUUUUUGUUUUAUUUCUUUAAAGACAUAUUUUAAUACUCAUGAACUCAUGAUAUCUAGACAAAGGAUUGAUUGAUUUAUUUGAAGACGACUCAGCAUCAAGUUGAGCAUCUAGCGGGGCAUUAAUUGAGAAUGCACUUCAGGCAGAGCUGUGUACUUUUCAUCAAGAAAAUUUGGGUGUACCGUAAACAUUGGGAAUUCAAAUAAACAGAAUAAUGCAAAGUAAAAUAUACAAAUAUCUGAAGACUAGAAAAUUUGAGUUUCUUUUCUGUCCCAUUGACAGUAUAUUCUAAAUUCUGAUAUAUUUGUUGUCAUAAAAUAUUAAAGUUUGCUAUCAUUAUUGUACUAUAAAACUAUGUACUAAGCAUAUUUCAGGGGGCAAUUGUACUUCUUCAACACAAAAUUAUAAAGUUUAAAACAACCUCUGUUUAAAAUGUUCAACUAAAAAACAUCUCUGAAAGUUUAAAAAUCUCUCAUUUGAAUUUUGUACUCGUUACAAAAUAUACAAAAAUGUUUUGUGACCCCCCCCCCCCCUCUUUAUAGCCCUUUUUAAUAGAUGUGUAACUUCAAAAGAGUAAAACAGACAUUCCUUAUUUGCAUUUAAUGUUCAAUGUACCAUCAAGGGUAUUUAUUUCUAAAAUUAUUACCCCCCCCCCCCCUAGGAAAUGGAAAUUCAAAGAUUUUACUUAAAUCAAAUUAUUUGUGAUACUUUUUACCUAAUUGUAGGGAAAGGGGGGAAAUUUCUUUUGCAAAUAUUAGUGCUUAGGAACCAUUUUAUUUUGAUGCACAUCCGGAUUCUGCCCUAAAAAUGAUGGAUCCGGAUCCAGCAGGGCUUGAACAUUUCUUCAGUCAAGUUUUCUUUUUGUCAAGUUUUUUGUUUUGUGAACAAAAAGUUUUUUUAAUCCAAUUGUUGGUUGAUUAUGAUCCGUGGUUCAGCAUAUAUUGCCAAAUCCGGAUCCGGGAGGCCAAAAUGUUGCGGAUCUAACGGAUCCGGAUCCUAAGCACUGGUAAAUAUAUACCUUUAUGUAACGAUUAAACUAUAUGUUAAUGGGACAGUUCAUGGUUAAAGAACAAUUUUAACACUUUAACAUUUCGUCGUUGAAAAAACUGUUCGUGAUUUUAACAGUUAUUCGUUGGUUUUAAUUAAAUUUUAAGUUAAAAAUUAAUAAAUUGAUGGCUCAAUGUGAACUGGUACAGUUGGAACUGAUUAAAACAGUGUGUUCGAACUAAUUGAAUAAUUCAAAUGUUCAAAUUCUCAAAAAGAAAAAUGUUUGUAAAAGUAGCUGAAGAAGUUUAACUUAAUAUCACAUAGUCACUAAUUUCCAUCUGAAGGGAAAUACAAAAAAAAAUCCUUCAACCAUCAAUUGCCAUUUACUCAUUUUAUGUUGGAUUCGUUAAAUUGAAAGAUGUGAAAGUUUAACCAAAUUUAGAGCUUUAACUUAAUUUUAUUGUAUCUUUAGUCAUUGAAAGGGUUCCAUGAGAAAGGGUUCCAUGAGAAGAAUAUGGGAUAUUAAAAUAAGCAUUUUAUAUUUUUUUACUCACAAUUUUCCUGAUGAGAAAAAUUGGAUUAACAUAAUAAUUUGUUUAAUUAAAUAAUGUUUUUUAUCCAUUUUUUAAAUUGAUUAAUCCUUCCUUUUAAGUAUUUCAAUAUAUAUGCUUGGAAGAGACUGUAGACGUAGUUUCAGGAUAUCCUCCAUUUAAAUAUGGUCCGUUUCGCAAUCCAUCGAACCUUUGUUUUUGGGUAACAACAAGGUUUUUCUGCAUUAUGAAGUGUUAAUUCUGGACAUUUCUUUCAUUGUCUACUAAGUAUUAGUCCGUAAUUUCCACUUGAAAUUACGUUUGCAGUCCCUUUACUAAAGUCUAGUGCACAUUUGAAGAAUACUCUAUUGCAUAAUUUUGGAAUAAUCUCAACUUUAUUUUCUAGUCCUUUAAUCCUGUUCUAACGAUAUUCUCUUGACAAGAAAUCUAUUUACUGCCGAGAAAAUUAUCUUUUUUAUGGUCUCACACAUUUUUUUACCUUUUGUUAAGACUUUAUUUUCUGUACUCAUUUGUUGAAAGGUUUGUUGUUCAGUCAGACUCAGAACUGGGAUAGAUUUUGUCCCAUGUUUUUUACAUUGAAAAUAUAAAUUUUGUUUAUUUGCUCCAAAUUUCCUUUUUUUUACAUUUUUUUAAAAAUAUUUUAUGUGUUUUUUUGUGUGUGUAAAUCUAGUGCAUGACAUAUAUUGUAUAUUGUAAACCCUUCAACCUCGAGAAAUAAAAGAUUAUUUCUU
This is a messenger RNA of Eurytemora carolleeae, 3470 nucleotides long. Its product is annotated as transmembrane protein 198. The transcript is spliced from 15 exons. NCBI's taxonomy places the organism in Eukaryota, Metazoa, Arthropoda, Copepoda, Calanoida, Temoridae. The record is from RefSeq and is a predicted model, not a curated record. Gene Ontology annotation, cellular component: plasma membrane. Bases 67 to 1104 code for a protein of 345 amino acids.